AAUGUUUAUUUAGGGUUUAAGAUUAAAACUGUGAUCGAACAACGUUUAAAAUGGAAGUCUCCGAUAAAUUAGCUGACGGAAAAGAAAAUUUACAAUUUUGUGAACAUUGUCAAUUUGUAAAUAUAACAACAAAAGCAAAUGGAAUAUGUCGGGAAUGUGAAGAAUAUAUGUGCGAUACAUGCUUUUUAAAGAACAAGACAGAAUACUUUUCUAUCAUUCAGCUACACUUUUUCCGCGAACAGUUAAUAAAUACAGCAGGUAAAGCAUGCAUAAACAUUGGCAUCGCUACUGACAUUUACAAAUGAAUAUCAUCGACUUUAUAUUACUUUAAAUCGUUUCAAAACACAACAAACUAUCGAUCGUGUACAUUCUAAUGUCACUGAAACCUGAUAACCGUUAUAUGCAGUAGUAAAUUUGAACGAUAUUUACGGUGUUAAUUCAGGAAGUAAAUGUAAGAAUCAAUCCUCUUAAAUCUUAUGAAAUUUUAACUUAAAGUUUAAGAUUAAAACUGUGAACGAGCAACGGUGGAAAUGGAAGUCUCCGGUAAACCAGCUGAAGCAAGACAUGAUUUACAAUUUUGUGACCAUUGUGAAUUUGAAAAUGUUACAACAAAAGCAAAUGGAAUAUGUUGGGAAUGUGAAGAAUAUAUGUGCAACGCAUGCUUUCGGAAUCAUCUGAAGGGUAAAAGGAAUAGAAAUCAUGAAUUUAUUGAUAUGAAUGACCCAAAGUUGCUGCAAAGAAAGUUGCAGAAGAAGUAGAGAAAUGUAAACUGCACGAUAAUGAGGCGAUCAAAUUCUAUUGUCGUAAACACGAAAUAGUUGGAUGUUGUGACUGCAUUAUACUGGAUCAUAGUACAUGUAAACCCGAAUACAUAAAGGACCUGUCGAGAAAUUUUCAAGAAACUGAGGAUUUUAUUAUCUUGAAGAGGAAAAUUGAACAACUGGAGCGUGAGAACAAAACAAACUAUGAGAACGUUCAAAAGAAUCGUAAGGACUGUAAAGGGAUGCACGAAGAAGUGCUAACUAAAAUAAGAAAGUUCAGAGCAGAUAUCAAUAUUUGUCUGGAUAAGGCAGAAUCAGCUAUUAUAUCUGAAAUGAAACAGCUUAUGUCCGACAACGACAGACUUCUUGAUAAGCUAGACAACGAAUAUGCAAAAUGUGCAUCUAAAAUUGAAGGAUUAAAGCAGAAACUUGACCCAACUGUCCAUAGAGAAAAUGCACUGUUUAUACAAACAGUACGUAGCAAAGAAAUGUUUCUUGAAAUUGAGCAUGAACUGUCAAAAAAUGUACAGUCGGUAUGCGAAGUAAAGAGUAGUGAAUUUGUUCCUAACCAACAACUCUCCAGUAUCAUCAAGUCAGGAGGAAAACUUGGAAAAUUGAAUAUUUCUAAUAUAAAUGAAGCUAAGCAUGGUGAAAUCACAAAUGUAGAAAUGAACGUUGAUUCAUUAACAUUUGUGGAACCAGAGAGGCCAAAGAAGCCAGUACAGCAGGAAACAGAUAGAAAAACUGAUGUGAGACCGUCACCUGUUUUUGUCGGUGCCCAUGUACAAGCAGAAUCGUCACUUGACUUGUUCCAUCAUGGCUGGCAACAAGGUACUGUAACAGCUGUACAUCCAGACGGUACUGUCGACGUGAGGUGGAAUUUUUCAGGAGAAACACGGUCUGGUUACAGAGUAGGAACGGGAUGGAACACUGUUAUACUCAUUCAAGAAAGAAAAUGUUGACGAAAUGCCUUUUAAUGUAUUUCGAUUGGGGAUUUCCUAACAGAAAUAUGCAGAAUAAGUUUAGACGUGACGGAGACAGCGACAGUCAAAAGUUAUCACGCUGUCCAGAAACGGCUUAUUAUUUGGACUACAUUGAAAAGUCACCAGUGACCUAUAAAAAUAAAGGAGUGAUGUUAUCGCAGUGGCUACAAAUAUCUGAAAUUAUGGAUCCGUUUUUGGAAGUUUAUUUUCUUUUAGAUUUAUUACAAUUAUUUGUAUUAAUAAGAAUUCAUUAUUUCUGCAAUGUAAGUUUGUUAUGUCUCAGACUGCAUUAACCUUAUAUCCCAACAUGUGAAAACUCGACAAAUAUUCUAAACAAAAGAAAGUUCGGUAUAGACAUACAUCUGCACAUAGAUGAAGAGAAAAGCGUGUUUGAAUGAUUUUUGUUAUUCAUAUUAAAACAUACUGCAUCAGCAAUUUUACAUAUAUAUUAUCAAGAAACCAGUCACAAAUGAUAACAGCUUCAAAUUGAAAAGCUUGAGCUGUGUAAACCUAACAGAAUCACAUUAGGCCUACAACCUAAGAAACUGUGUCUCUUUUCGUGUGAAUGUUUGGAACUGAGGACUUAAUGUUAAAUAGUUUGUGUUCCAAUUUCAAAGUUUAUAGAGGUCAGAAUUUACAUAAUCCAGGGAUCGUAGACAAUGACUAUUGUAA
Messenger RNA from Mercenaria mercenaria, 2416 nucleotides. RefSeq lists its product as uncharacterized. The record is from RefSeq and is a predicted model, not a curated record. Bases 1004 to 1723 code for a protein of 239 amino acids. Lineage: Eukaryota; Metazoa; Mollusca; Bivalvia; Venerida; Veneridae. The transcript has 4 exons.